CGCAGCGUUUCGCAGUUCCAGAGGGAAGGAGAAGCUGGCCCUUCGGCCGCGGUGUUUACAUCCCCGACUGCCCUGUGGAUGAGGUGACCAUCCUACCGUGCUGCGCGGAAGAGCAGGAGCCCUCUUGGCUUCGACCGUUUUCUUAUUGAAGGGAACACGGGAUCGUGAUCGCUUUUUGUGCUGGGUCAUCGCCAACCCCUCACGCAACCAUGUCUUACGGAAGAAUUGAAGACAGCCGCUUUAGCUACCACUCACAGCCUCAGGACUUUAAUACACUCAUUCAAACAUGCAGUACCAACAUCCAGAAGAUUACACAGAAAACUGCACAGAUUAAUACAUUGGUGCAACAACUGGGAACACAACAAGAUACAAGUGAACUUCAGGACAGACUGCAGCAUCUGCAACACUACACAAACCAGUUAGCAAAGGAAACCAAUAAUCACCUGAAGGAGCUUGGAUCCCUACCUUUAACAUAUACUGAGCAGCGUCAGCAGAGAAUACAGAAGGAGCGUCUCAUGAACGAAUUUUCUGCAGCCUUGAACAACUUUCAAGCAGCGCAGCGAAAAGCUGCAGAAAAAGAGAAAGAAUCUGUAGCAAGGGCAAGAGCAGCGUCACGCCUCUCAAGUGGCCUCAGUGAUGAUGAACAUAAAGAAGAACAGCUUGUAUCAUUUGAAAGUAACGAAGACUGGAACCGAAUACAAGCUCAGUCUGAAGACGUGGCAGUAACGGAAGAAGACUUGCAACUGAUUAAGGAACGAGAAACUGCAAUCCGGCAGCUUGAGGCCAACAUCUUAGAUGUCAACCAGAUUUUCAAAGACUUGGCAAUAAUGAUCCACGAUCAAGGAGAUAUGAUUGAUAGCAUAGAAGCAAAUGUGGAAAGUGCUGAAGUACAUGUUGAGCAGGGGACUCACCAAUUGCAAAGAGCAGCGUAUUAUCAGAAAAAAUCCCGCAAGAAGAUAUUCAUUCUGAUUGUAUUCCUCGCAAUUGUUGCUGUCAUUUUGGGCCUUAUUAUCUGGUGGGCAAGCAAAAAAUGAACUUGCUUCCGAACGCUUGCUGCUUCUCUACACAAGAAACUGUACAGAAAACUGAUGUCAGUGGGGAAAAUCUUCUGUCUGUACUGUAACUUGGUGAAUCACAGAGAAUUUCAUGGAUUGUGACCAAGCGCCAAGAAAUUGGUUAUUUGUGAAUAUAUGUAAAGCCAGUAAGAUUUAGCCUUCUGUACGUGCACUGUAAAUUAUAUGUAAUCGUCUUGAGUUUUACCGGCAUAUUUUCAUUCCUUUAUCAAAUAGAUUUUCUAAUAGCAUGCAAAUGGUUCAGAGUUUCAGUAUCACCUGGCCAGCUUUUCCAUCUGGGGGAGUCCCAUGUGGCGAUGAUCCUGAUCAUUGCAAUUCAAGAAACUUCACUGUUGUCCACCCAAUCGACUGUCGUCGUGAUUUGUUUAAACAUAGUCCUAGAUUUUCCUAAAGCAAAACAGCGUCAAACAUUGAUUUUUAGCAGUGGAAUAGAACUCUUUUCAAAUUCUGUCGUGGUGAAACUGCAUAAUGAGGUGGGUUUGGAGGCAUAUAAUAGCAAACAGCAGUAAUUCAUAAAUAAACACAUGUCACUGUACCCAAAUCACUACUUUCAGGUAGAUACUACAAUACCUUUUUUUCUUAGUUCAUUAAUGCAAACAUUUUAAAUCUUUCAUGUGCUAACCUGUGGUGUUGAUUUCCCAAAACUUUCAUUUUUUGUUUCAGAUUUCUUUUAGAAAUUGGUAUUCCAAGGUCAAAGUAAGGUUUAAUUACUCAAAACCUGUGAAGCUGAUCUGAUCCCUGUACUAAGUGUCUGUUCUAGGACUUUUUUCUCUAGGAGUUCUGCAUAAAGUACAAUUUAAUGCUGAAAGAGAAUCACUAGAAAAUAUUAUGACAUUUCCAAUUAUUGGGAUACAGCAAUUACAUUUUUGUAUGUGGGAGUGAUGAAACCAAAUCUGCCCUGAAAUUAUUUUCCCACUUUAAAAAAAAGCCCGCAGUGUUUAUAUUACAUGCUGGAACUAACUAUAUUUGUAAUUGCUUGCCUCCAAGUCUUUUCCGUUCCCAUUAGAAUGUUGUAGUGCAUUGAGUGAUGGUCAUCAGAGCCUCCUAAGGACUAGAAGUAGGGUGUGUGUGGUGGGUUAGAUAUUCCAUGGUACCUGCACUACAUUGAUACUGUAAAACUUGGCCAUGCAGUUUAGAGCCCUAUGUGGAUUCGAACUCCUCUCAGCAUUCUCAGUGAGGUUUCUUCUGCUGCUAGCCAGACCUGAACAAAACGUUGCAUGAGGUUUGUGGGAAUGGGGCAAUAUUACACACAGAAUAUUAAUUGCUCUGCAUUUUUAUUAGGUGAAAGAUGAGUGAAGAAGGUGGCGCAUCUCUAGAAAAUAAAGGAACAUUUGAAAGUUCAGAGCUGUAGUUUUAGGUUUAAUCUAAUCAUGCACAGUUCAGUGUUUUUAAAAAAAACAAUAUUCACAGUACUAUGAUUAGUGUGGAUUUUGCUUUUUUCCCCCUCAAUAAAUUUCCACAGGAUGUAUUCUUAACAUAUUUUGUACCCAUUGGUUUUGCAGAGCUGAGUAGGUAGCUGCUGGUCCUAGGCUUUAAAAUCUCUGCUGUGUGGACAUGCUCAGUAUGAAUUUGAAUCUGUUUACUUAAAGCCAUUCCAUUCCCUGCAUUGUACAUUUUAUCAUAUUAUACUUGGGGGAAAAAAAGGCACUUUUGAUUUUGACAUUUUCUGAAUAAAUGUACCCUAAUGUGAUAUUUUUUCCGUCAGCAAUAUAUAUAGGAGGCUUGAGAAUAAAGAUGCAUUUAUACCACAGAUACUAGUCCUGUAGUAUUGGGUUUGUGGAUUCAAACUCUUCCCAGCAUUCUUACUAAUUUUUUUCUUCCUAAUUUUUUUUCCUUCCUGUUCUCAGCCAAGUUUGCUUCUUUCCUUUGGCAGGUUCAAGAAUCGAGAUGAUUUGGCAGUGAUUUAGACCAAUGUGGAGUAGUGGUCAGAGAUUUCCAUUUUGUCUGUUGCACACUUCAUGUUAACAACCAGACUCCCACUGCUGCAGUCUGUCACAUGAAUGUGAAACAAGAAGUUAAACAAGGGUUCCAAUGCAGCAUCACCUGUUCUAAAAUGACUGCAGAAACCUUGAAUAGAUGGCAGAUAUUUUAGGAACCAGGAGAGGAUGAGAGUUGUAGAAUCCUUGGAAGUUAGUCUCAAGGUUGUGGAAUGAGUUCAAGAGUUGAGGUGAGCAAAGUUACCCACACUGGUUCAGCAGCUUGAUGGUUAGAGGGAUAAUAACAGUUCCUGAACUGGGUGGUGUGGGACCUAAGGCUCCUGAUGCCAACGGCAAGCAGAAAGCAUGGCAUGGAUGGCCAGAGAAGAUGGUGCCAGUGAACAACGCGACCGAGGGUGGCAUCCUCCAGACCGUUCACAAAACUACUUUCACUUUUACAUCUUUCUUUCAAACGUGGUUCUGCUACUGUUGGAGCCUAUGAUCUACAUUUUGGUGGUGUGUGUUCUGGCCGACUGAGCGAUCUAGUGCUUUGCUGUCUGGCGGAGGCUGCUCCAUGAUGCACGCGGCCUGGGGGCCAAGAAGCACUGAGACGGGGUGUGAGCCCGUGGUCGACUCCAUUUCUCACCGAUUAAAGCGUCGAGGAAGACUGAAGUCAUUGAGGCGAGAGCGGAUGGCGAGUAGGUGUUCAGCGGCGUCUCCCAGCCUCACCGGCUGCUGUCAGAGGAAAGUGUCUGUGUGACAGUCUCUCCCUCGAUGGUGCUGGAUCUUGGGCCAAAUUUAAUCGACGCGGUUUGUGGAUUGGACUCUUACAGUUCACGUUAUGAUAUAUUUCUAGUUCAUGGUUGCUAUUUUGGGCGAUUUUGAUCAGGGCGGGCUGCAGAUACUAAACAACGCAUCACUAGAUUGAACUAGAACUGAGCUGAACGGAAUGUGCCUGGAAUUGCAGUUUUGUUUGAUGUUCUGUGUCUUUCGCUCGUUUUUAUUGCUGUUUGCUGGAUUUGUUUUUGUGUGGGGGUGAGGGGCAGUUGACGUUUCUCUGUUCCAUGGGUUUCUUUGUUUAUUGGCUGGCUGUGAGAAGACUGAUCUCCGAGUU
This is a messenger RNA of Mobula hypostoma (lesser devil ray), 4103 nucleotides long. It is a transcript of the gene stx12, whose product is annotated as syntaxin 12. The record is from RefSeq and is a predicted model, not a curated record. The coding region runs from base 210 to 1034 and encodes 274 amino acids. NCBI's taxonomy places the organism in Eukaryota, Metazoa, Chordata, Chondrichthyes, Myliobatiformes, Myliobatidae. Gene Ontology annotation, cellular component: endomembrane system; postsynaptic recycling endosome; SNARE complex. The transcript is spliced from 10 exons. Gene Ontology annotation, biological process: vesicle-mediated transport; intracellular protein transport; vesicle fusion. Gene Ontology annotation, molecular function: SNAP receptor activity; SNARE binding.